Molecule: messenger RNA, 605 nt
Organism: Fusarium oxysporum Fo47
Lineage: Eukaryota; Fungi; Ascomycota; Sordariomycetes; Hypocreales; Nectriaceae
Product: acyl-CoA N-acyltransferase
Exons: 2
Coding region: 61-564 (167 amino acids)
Biological process (GO): protein acetylation
Molecular function (GO): N-acetyltransferase activity
Source: RefSeq, a predicted model, not a curated record
ACUCCUUUGAGGAAUUGUACAUUGAGUAUCUCUACCAACAUUGAAGAUUCGUUAUUCGAGAUGGCCUCCUCACCAGAAAUUCGUCCUGCGUCUUCUCAAGAUGUUCCUACUAUCUUGAGUUUAAUCCGUGCUGGCGCAGAAGAGCAAGCACCAGGAACCUUCGUCACUGCAACUGAAGAGCGUCUCGCAAAGACACUCCACUUGUCAGACGUCACCGACUCUUCCGAGUACCGUAUCGGACAUCCCAUCCUAGCCUUCUCACCAGAUGCGAAGCCCGCUGGAUUGUUGAUCUACUUCUUCAACUAUACGACGUGGGGAGCUGCUCCUGGAGUCUGCAUGGAGGAGAUUUAUGUCGUCCCGGAAUACAGACCUCACGGAUACGCGCGGAAGUUGGUCGAAGCUAUGACAUCAGCGGCUAAGAAAGCGGGUUGCGUAAAAAUGGAGUGGCUCUGCUUGAAGGAUAACGCGAGAGCACUGAGAUUUUAUGAGAAGCUUGGGGCCAAGCGAAUGGAGGAUUGGACGGUGCUGAAGGUUGAUGAGGCUGGAAUGGAUCGUUUGCUAUAGUGAUCACGGUUGGCGACGCCCACCAGUAAGAGAAGUAUAUG